Molecule: messenger RNA, 1778 nt
Organism: Plodia interpunctella (Indianmeal moth)
Lineage: Eukaryota; Metazoa; Arthropoda; Insecta; Lepidoptera; Pyralidae
Gene: crc
Product: cryptocephal
Exons: 5
Coding region: 278-1297 (339 amino acids)
Biological process (GO): regulation of transcription by RNA polymerase II
Cellular component (GO): nucleus
Molecular function (GO): DNA-binding transcription activator activity, RNA polymerase II-specific; RNA polymerase II transcription regulatory region sequence-specific DNA binding
Source: RefSeq, a predicted model, not a curated record
AGUUUCUCCCCGCCCGUACCCUCCCUUUCUUACUCAUCAAUGUUUCACAGCUAAUAGACGUGUAUUUGUUUUUCUCGUGCUAUUAUUGCGUUCAGGAUGGGUUUCUAGUUCCAAAACAUUUGCACACCCGCGUGUGCCUUCACACCCGUACUCAAAAUGCUAGCCAAGAUGGCGCCCUCACCGGACUACAUCGUCCCUCGACCACUAUCAUCAUCACUUUUGGACUCUGAUCUCAGCCGGCUUGUACCUAUACCCUUGAAUAUCAACAACAUCAACAAUGAGUGCAAGCCUAUGGGACCAGUCGUUGGCUUCGGCCAAUGGCCUGCUUACUAAUGAAGAAUGUGCCAAGCUGCUCGAUUACGACAUCUUCAAUGAUGACGAUCUGCUCAAGUCUCUCCAGGCCGCUCCGAAGCUGGAAGCGAGCCACUUCGCGCUGCAGGAUGACCACAUCACGCUGUACCCGCCCUCGCCGCCCGACACCAAGCCCAAUCCCGCCGAGCUGGCCAACGACAUCCUGCAGCAGCUCGACAACCAAUGCAAACAGGAGAACAUCUUCUCGAACUGGCUGGAGGAGAAGGUAGAGUUGCCCAUUUUCGAGAAUAUCUCUCAGGUUCCGGAGCGCGUGGAACUCCCGCCCCAGCCGUUGAGCAUUCCGAUUCCGGUCCCGGCUUACGGCGCGCCUCAGCCUACCGAGGAGCUGCUGCGGGAGUUCGAGACGGUGUACGACGCGGUGGAGCUGACGCACUUGACGCCGCCGCAGAGCCCGCCCGGGCCCGCCACGCAGCUGCUGCUCAGCUACGCACAGCAAGCGCAGUGCGCCCCGCCGCUGCCUGCGCUGCCCGUACCGCAAACCCACACCUGGCCCGUGGCCGCCUCUCUGGCGGAGUACGACUGCGACCUCCAGGCGGUGGAAGAUCUCGUCCGCCACCGCGCGGCUCAGCUCCCGUCUCCCGCACCCUUUGUCGACAGCUCGAACGCGUCCCCUCGUUCCUCUCCCCCUUCCUCCCCUCGCUCGUCCUCCACCGACGAGGACUGGCCGGCUCCUUCUUCGCGAUCUAAACCAUACUCGCGACCUUCUGACGAUCGCCGUUCCCGCAAAAAGGAGCAGAAUAAAAACGCCGCUACUCGCUAUCGUCAGAAAAAGAAGGCCGAAAUCGAAGUUCUCCUGAACGAGGAGAGCGCCCUGCGCCAGCGCCACACCGAACUCGGCGAAAAGUGCUCCGAUUUGCAGCGUGAGAUCCGCUACAUCAAGGGCCUCAUGCGCGAUCUCUUUAAGGCCAAAGGGCUUAUCAAAUAGAUGCGUGUUCUCCGCCACCUACAGGGAAAGAUUUUUAAUUUUCACCGCGCACUAAACGGAGUGCGCUUUAAAAGAAUGAUUUUUAAAGAAAAGGAGUAAAUUACGAUGAUUUUUUAUAUUUUUGUUUUAAGUAAUAAGUCGUUCGUAUCGUUAAGAUGAGCAGAUUGAAUCAUAUAUCGAGCAGCUUUUGGUACUCACAAUGUUUGGCGAAGGACCCAUAUAUAACACCUUCAGAGCAAUCACAGGUGGCGCCACAUCAUCUUACAUCAUAUUUCAUUAUCAUGUCAUCAUAUCAUAUAGAGGAUAGGUCGCAGUUGUUGUAAUGAAAAUAUAUAUUUUUUUAUUUUGUUCUUUUUGAGAAGCAUUUAUUGUAUUUUUAAAUUUUGCCAUGGGAUAAUAAUAAUAAUAAAUUUGUUUUACAAUGUAAUUACUGGAAUGUUAUGUUUUCUUUACAAAUAAAUGGAUUGCGACGGCGGAAUAA